AGACAACACCGAAUGGCACCCAAGUUAACCCAACGGCAUCUGUCCCUCACUGCCUUUUCAACAAUGAGUGUGCCUCUCGCCACUCAGAGAAAGGAUUUCAGUUUCUAUUUACGAGGCACCUCAACCAGGACUGCCUGGAACACUUCUUUGGGGUGAUCAGAGCGAAGGGCGGGCACAGGGACAAUCCAGACCCUCAGCAAUUCCGAUUAGACUACAGGCAGGCCGUGCUAGACUAUCUAAUGACAUUUGGGAGAAAUACAAAUUGCGAACCGGAGGAAAUACACCUAUUGCUGCAAUUGUCCCAUUUGUUUGAGAGCUGCACUGAGUCAUCGCAGAUGGCAACUCCCCAUCCAUGCACCGCACUGACCAUGCCUCACGAGAGCUGCACUGAGUCAUCGCAGAUGGCAACUCCCCAUCCAUGCACCGCACUGACCAUGCCUCACGAGAGCUGCACUGAGUCAUCGCAGAUGGCAACUCCCCAUCCAUGCACCGCACUGACCAUGCCUCACGUACAGUCUACUGAUGAGGAACCCACAUUCCCUGGACUGGACAACACAGAGUUCAUGAAGGGGCUGGACGUCAUUGAGGGCAAUGUGUCAGUGUACCUUGCUGGCUAUGUGGCCUUCAGAGCCUCUGCCAAAUUUGAUUGCAAGAGUUGUGUUACGCUGUGGGAGGCAAACGAGGAGGACAGAGAUACACUCAAGGAGAAAUACACCUUUUUCAGAUAUAAGCAGUUCAGGGAUGGGUUAUUCCCACCAAGUGUUGUAUUACAGCGUACAACAGAGCAAAUUGAACACAUUUUUAGAUGCCAAUACCCCCACAUUUCUAAAGGGAAACAUGUCCUGGCACUCUUAAAAUCUGCAGUAUAUCAGAGUGUGAAUUUGGAUGCUGUUAUAUGUUCCGCCAGCUGUCUGUCCUGCAAAGAGUUCCUUGUUAAUACAGACUUAUUGAUGAGGAUAAAAUUUAAACUGAAGUCUAAAAUGCGGCGCGCUGGGAGAAAGUUCAGCAGCAUUGGAGAAAAGGAGGACCUUUUCCACACCCUAAUUGACUACUACACAAAUGAUGCUACAAAGACCCACAGCUAA
Messenger RNA from Engraulis encrasicolus (European anchovy), 1085 nucleotides. RefSeq lists its product as uncharacterized. The record is from RefSeq and is a predicted model, not a curated record. The transcript has 6 exons. The coding region runs from base 240 to 1085 and encodes 281 amino acids. Lineage: Eukaryota; Metazoa; Chordata; Actinopteri; Clupeiformes; Engraulidae.